Messenger RNA from Neopsephotus bourkii (Bourke's parrot), 1139 nucleotides. RefSeq names its product coiled-coil domain containing 32 (gene CCDC32). The transcript has 3 exons. Gene Ontology annotation, biological process: cilium organization. NCBI's taxonomy places the organism in Eukaryota, Metazoa, Chordata, Aves, Psittaciformes, Psittacidae. The record is from RefSeq and is a predicted model, not a curated record. The coding region runs from base 155 to 739 and encodes 194 amino acids.
CAGGCCCCGGGCUUAAAUGCAACACACCGGAGCUUGUCACCGCUGUGUGGAGGGAGGCCCCGCGUCCCCGGUGGCAUCGGAGGUCCCCGAGGGGUCUGGUGGUGUGAUUUGGGCGGUGCGGGUAGAUACAGGGAGGCGGGGUUGAAGUGAGGGGAUGCUGCUGGGCGUUCAUGAUUUAUUCCCUUCGACUCAGGCCUUCACGAUGAGGAUGAUCGAGAGCGUUGACUCCGUGGUCGCCAGGUCGGGUGAAGACCUCUGGGCUGAGAUCUGCUCAUGCUUGCCCCAUCCCGAGCCGAAGGAUGCCAGCGAGGCUUUCACAGACUCCUUCAUGGAUUCCUACCCCAACGGAGGCAGCCAGGGCAGCGGAUCCAAUGGCUCUUCCCAAACGAACCCGAGGCCCUGGGCACCCUUGCAGGAUUCAGAGGUGUAUCUGGCAUCCCUAGAGCGAAGACUGAUGAGAAUCAAAGGCUUGUCUCAGGAGGUGACCUCUAAGGACAUGCUGCGCACUCUCUCCCAGGCUAAGAAGGAAUGCUGGGACAGGUUCCUGCAGGAGAAGUUUGAGUCGGAAUUCUAUGUAGAGGGACACGACUCUGAUGAGAGCACACUGGAACAUCUGAAGCGAUGGCUGCAGCCUGAUAAAGUGGCGAUCAACACGGAGGAGGUGCAGUACCUCAUCCCUCCAGAGCCGCAGCCGGAGAAGCAGGAGAGUGAGGAGGACCCUCCAUCUGCAGAGCAGUGAGAUACACACCAGCCACACACAGAGCUCCUGCUCUGCCCCGGUGAAGUUGUACCCAGUGGUAGUGGUAACAGGAGAAGGGGGAAAAGUGCCAUUUAUCAGUCAUUUAAAUAACCCCAGCACACAAACCCCAACUCUGGACCUGCAGAGGUAGUGACCGCCCCUUGUUAUGGACAGGAGUGGGAGGCCUGUGCCACAGUGUACACAGAACUGAACUCUUUCUUACUCUGAUCUUCUCCCAGCUUGCAGCAGUCGAAUCAUUCCAGUCUGAAUUGUUUGUGAUUCACCAGGAGAUAAUAUUAAACAAAAGCAAAGCAGUUGUUCAGAAGUAUAGGAAAACAUAAUGGUCCAGAACAGAAUAGCUCAAGCCACUGAGCUGUUUUGUCUUGUACCUUUUAAAUUA